CCCCUGCUCAACUCUAAAAUGCAGGCAGGUGGGCCAGCUUCGAAUCCAACAACCUUUGACGUGGUCUGCCAAAGUCAUUGAAUGGCACAUGCCUGUUUUACUCGCAUGCUGCUCGCUCAGGUGGUGUAAAUGAAUGGGGAACACACGCGGAAAAGCUCGUGCCAGUGACCGCGGCUGAUUGGAGGAGGCCAGACAACAUCGGCCAUACAUUCCCGGUUUGAAUAUUGCGCACUUGCGCGCAAACGCCAUACGGCGCACUCGAAUUAGAGAGAUGGCAAAUACUCUACGCCGCCGAGCAGUCGGCAACGACACGCCCUCCGAAUCACCAACGCCUCUAGAGGACGAUGUGGUCAAGCCCGACAAGGUCAACAUUGUCCAUCACCACCGGCCCAAGACACGUAAGCGAAAGACAACGGGCAUUUUCCUGCUGGGCAGUCUGUUUGGGAUCAUAGCUGCCGGGUUCUUCGCGAAGAGCAAUGACUUGAUCGCCUUGCCCGAACUUGGGGAUCUGAGAAUGGACAACCUAUUAGACGUGCUCCCCGCCGGGUUGUCUUCUGACGUGCGGGAGCUAAUAAUGGGCGAACGCGCUCUCAUUGAGAGCCACGAUGCCUUCUCUGUGGGCCUCAAGAUCAGAUCUGAGGGCCUCUCGGCCCACCACCCCAUCGUCAUGGUUCCUGGGGUGAUAUCCACGGGUCUGGAGUCUUGGGGCACCUCGAACGCCUCCCUCCCUUAUUUUCGGAAACGUCUUUGGGGUAGCUGGAGCAUGAUGAGAGCGUUGGUCUUGGACAAGGAGACGUGGAAGGCGCAUAUCAUGCUGGACAAGCAGACAGGCCUCGAUCCGCCGGGCAUCAAACUCCGUGCUGCCCAAGGCUUCGAUGCCACUGAUUUCUUCAUCACGGGCUACUGGAUCUGGAACAAGAUUCUGGAGAACUUGGCGUCCGUGGGCUACGACCCGAUAAACUCAUACACAGCAGCUUACGAUUGGCGAUUGGCAUACCGGAACCUCGAGACGCGCGAUCAUUAUUUCACCAGGUUGAAGUCGCAUAUCGAGCUGGCGGUGCGGUUGCAGGACCGAAAGGUUGUCCUCACAUCUCACAGCAUGGGUAGCCAAGUCGUGUUCUACUUCUUCCACUGGGUCACUUCCGAACUUGGCGGCAGAGGGGGCAAUGAUUGGGUGGAGCGGCACAUCGAGUCAUGGAUCAACGUUAGUGGCUGCAUGCUGGGCGCGCUCAAGGACGUCUCGGCCAUUCUUUCCGGCGAGAUGCGGGACACCGCUCAGAUGAACUCGUUUGCCGUCUACGGGCUCGAGAAAUUCUUGAGUAAGGCCGAGCGAGCGGAAAUCUUUCGUGCCAUGCCGGGCAUGUCUUCCAUGUUGCCAAUGGGCGGCGAUGCCAUUUGGGGCGACCUCAGCGGGGCGCCAGACGACCAGCCCGGCCAGGAUCACACCUACGGCUCGUUCCUAAACUUCCGGGCUGGCCAAAACUGGACGACUCCUGACCGGAACUUCACUGUGGAUGAUGCGAUGAAAUACCUCCUCCAAACAACCGAGGGCUGGUAUCGGGACCAAGUGAUGGGAAGCUAUUCGUGGGGCGUCGCUCAGACGACCGCUGAAGUCGAAGCAAAUGAACAAGAUCCGAGGAAGUGGAUCAAUCCCCUGGAAACUCGUCUCCCGCUCGCACCCAACCUGAAGAUCUACUGCUUCUACGGCGUGGGCAAGCCGACCGAACGAGGGUACUACUAUCGCUCGCCAGAACCCAGCCCCUCCAACUACCUCAAUAUGACAAUAGACACAGGGCUGACUCAGGGAAUGGUGGAUCAUGGCGUGAUUAUGGGCGAGGGCGACGGGACGGUCAACAUUAUGAGUACGGGCUUCAUGUGCAACCGAGGGUGGAAGAUGAAGAGGUAUAACCCAGCCAAGGUGAAGAUCACGGUGGUCGAGAUGCCCCACGAGCCCGAGCGCUUCAACCCGCGAGGUGGGCCCAACACGGCAGACCAUGUUGAUAUCUUGGGAAGACAGAAUCUGAACGAGUUCAUCCUGAGGAUCGCGGCCGGCAGGGGGGACACCAUUCAGGAGAAUGUUGUGAGCAAUAUCCGGGAGUAUGCGGCGAGAGCAAAGGUGUUUGGUGAGGAUGGCGAUGGUGUAUGAAUGAAGUGGUUGUUUGAAGGCGUUCUUGGGCUGGCAUCUGAUGGAGUAAGGAAGGUGUUGAUGAGAGACCAUAGAGCUGUGCGGUUGGGAGGUUGAUCUUUCCACGUACGUAGAUUAGACUACCUAUUUGAUACCCCAUCUAGUUUCGUGUGACGAACAAAAGUGCGUCCGCUGGUCUAGUAUGUUCACUUGUCGGAUUAGGAAG
This is a messenger RNA of Chaetomium strumarium, 2351 nucleotides long. RefSeq names its product Lecithin:cholesterol acyltransferase-domain-containing protein. The record is from RefSeq and is a predicted model, not a curated record. Bases 272 to 2146 code for a protein of 624 amino acids. Gene Ontology annotation, molecular function: phospholipid:diacylglycerol acyltransferase activity. The transcript is spliced from 2 exons. Gene Ontology annotation, biological process: triglyceride biosynthetic process; lipid storage. NCBI's taxonomy places the organism in Eukaryota, Fungi, Ascomycota, Sordariomycetes, Sordariales, Chaetomiaceae. Gene Ontology annotation, cellular component: perinuclear endoplasmic reticulum; cytoplasm.